Aspergillus homomorphus CBS 101889 is the source of this 666-nucleotide messenger RNA. RefSeq names its product aegerolysin family protein. The transcript has 2 exons. Lineage: Eukaryota; Fungi; Ascomycota; Eurotiomycetes; Eurotiales; Aspergillaceae. Gene Ontology annotation, biological process: symbiont-mediated hemolysis of host erythrocyte. The coding region runs from base 100 to 507 and encodes 135 amino acids. The record is from RefSeq and is a predicted model, not a curated record.
CUCCAGAUCACAGACACUGCAAUCACCACAAGCAUUUAUACAGAAUCCAGUCAAUCUCAUUUCCAGACAAUUUCACCUUCUUCCAGAAAGCCUGCCAACAUGGGUCUGCCACAAUGGAUCGUCGUCCAUAUCAUCAACAGCAUGAAGAGCGACACUAUCUCUGUCAAAAACGCAGCUCACUCCUACGGCAAGUUUUACAGAAACGGCAACAAGGACAUUGAGAUCUCCAUCGACGACAUCAACAAGAUUACGGUUGCUCCCGACGGGUCGGCCGACAUCGGUGCCUGUGGCAGACAGGACUCUUGGUCUGGAACCACAGGCAGCUUUGAGCUGUACGACGGGGACAGCAAGAUCUGCACGAUCAGCUGGGACUGCCCCUGGGGCAAGCCUACCAACGAGUUCGGGGUUUCCGAGCAGAGCAAGGAUUACUGGGUUCAGCCGGGUGCCUGGAACCGUGAGGGAGGUGCCAUCGGUACUGUUGACGUUGAAGUCGGCAAGAAGGGUUAAAGCUGUUCAUUGGCAAGGGAUACAGCAUUGGCCUGAGAGGGAAUCUUAAGUGUUUACAACUACGCGAUCCAUAUUCCUGCCUAACUUGAUCUGGAAUCCACGAUUAAUUCAGGUAGAUUAUGUCAGUGUUGAUGAAAUUCGAGUGUAGUUGUUGAAUGG